AUGGGCUACAACUGCUGCUCGCACACAGUGGAGGGACAAGAUGAGGUAUGGUGGCAGGUAGACCUACAACAGCAGUAUGUUAUAGAAACCGUGACUAUAAUAUAUAGAGAUCAGGGUACCCUAAAGCGACUUGCAGGAUUUGAGAUAUAUCUGUCUAACACACCCGACUGGACAUCAGGCGAACCUUGUUACCAGGACACCACUGCUAACCUAGCAUCCAUGUCCGCGACACAGUCCGUAACUUGUCCAGGUGUCGCCCGGUAUGUGACCAUCUACAAUAACCGGCGAGUAAAGGCCUACACUUGGUACUCAGAUCAAGCUUAUUUGGAACUUUGUGAAGUAUACGUUAAUGGUUGUCAAUUUGGAAAGUACGGAAAUGGAAACUGCGAUAACGUUUGCACGAGCUGUGCCGGUAACAGAUGUCAUCCAACAUCCGGUUCAUGUGAUACCUGCGCUGCUGGAUCUUAUAGAGCUGGUGAUCAUUGCGUACAAUGUCCCCAAAACUGUGCAGGGAAUACAUGUGCUAGCACAUCUGGAGCUUGCUCAAUGGGCUGUUUAGCUGGGUUUUCAGGUAUAUACUGCAAAUGUCUAGCUAACUGUAAUGACCAAACCUGUGAUGGAGCUACCGGACACUGUUCAAACUGUUAUGAUGGAUUCUAUGGACCUGUCUGUACACCUUGUCCGACUGGCUGUAGUACUCACACAUGUGACAAAUCAACUGGGAACUGUAUACAAUGUGACGCUGGAUUCUUUGGUAAUCAGUGUGAUCAGUUUUGUCCUGCUAACUGCAAAGCCAACGUAUGUAACAAGGACAGUGGUCAGUGUGGAGACUGUGAUGAUGGAUUUUAUGGACCUGUCUGUACAUCCUGUCCGACUGGCUGUAGUACUGACACAUGCGACAAAUCGACUGGGAACUGUAUGCAAUGUGACGCUGGAUUCUUUGGUAAUCAGUGUGAUCAAUCUUGUCCUGCUAACUGCACAGCCAACGCAUGUAACAAGGACAGUGGUCAGUGUGGAGGUAGGAUUAAAGUUUUUUGCAAAAAAAAAAAAAAAAAAAACAUUCGCAGACUUAUGAAGAUAGGAUAA
Molecule: messenger RNA, 1086 nt
Organism: Pecten maximus
Lineage: Eukaryota; Metazoa; Mollusca; Bivalvia; Pectinida; Pectinidae
Product: scavenger receptor class F member 1-like
Exons: 9
Coding region: 1-1086 (361 amino acids)
Source: RefSeq, a predicted model, not a curated record